Molecule: messenger RNA, 771 nt
Organism: Coniophora puteana RWD-64-598 SS2
Lineage: Eukaryota; Fungi; Basidiomycota; Agaricomycetes; Boletales; Coniophoraceae
Exons: 2
Coding region: 1-771 (256 amino acids)
Source: RefSeq, a predicted model, not a curated record
AUGAAGUCCUUCACAUUUACCCUCUUUGCUUCCACAGCGCUCGCCGCCUGCCCCCCAGACUUCAUCAACGUCGUCUUCAACGGCGGUUCGACCCCGCAGCAAUUCACGCAAAUCCCCGGCGCCUCCAAUUGGAUCACCUUUGGCCUAGGCAGCAACCCCGGCCAGCUCCCCAUGAUGGCCUUCGCGUCCGACGUCGCGAACGCCGUGUCCCUCGUCAACGGCCCUAACCCCCCGCCCUACCUCCUCACCUUCAACGAGCCGGACUACUCCUACGCUGGCGUCACCCCCACCAUGACCCCGCAGCAAGCCUCCGACGCCAUCCAACCCCUCCUCGCCUCCCCGGGUACCGCCACCAAGUUCAUCGCUCCUGUCACCGCAGAUCCGACGUCGGACUGGCUGGACCAAUUCUUUGCCGCCUGCAACUGCCAGUCCUUCUUCCACGCAUACAACAUCCACUCGUACCACCCGGACCUGCCCACCACGGAGAGCAUCAUCACCACGUAUCACAACAAGUUCGCCGACAAGCCCUUGUGGAUCACCGAGAUCGCACCGGGCGGGGCGUCCCCGGCGUGUUCCAUCGACUGGCCGACGGCCACUAGCUUCAUGCAGGGGAUUUACCAGUGGGCCGCGCAGCAGGGGUGGAUCGAGCGCGUGUUCUGGAACUCUGGCAAUGAGAUCCCGAACGAUACCAACGUUUGCAACAGCUAUUUGUUGGAUUCGAACAGCCAGCCGAGCCCGUUGUUGGCGCCUUUUGACGCGUUGACUUGCUAA